CAUCACCCACGAUGCAACUCUCCAGAAAUCAGCUACCCACAUCGUCACGGGUCGACUCGAACGCACUGGACAGUGGCGGCGGUCUCGACUUGUUGCGUCUCUGAAUGACGCAGAUAUUUCGUCUCCAAGGCCACUGAAGUCCAGAUCCUCCCGACGGACGGCUCUCAACUCGGUCCCCCCAAAGGGCCGGGAAAGCACAUUCACCUCUCAGCCUGGAACGCAGAGCGGAACUCAGUGUGCAAAAGGGGCUUGAGAGCCUGAGAACCCGUGACCGUGUUAUGCCCCUGGGUCCUCUGCAGUCCAAGAUCCGUUGUGAUGGUCGUCCCUAUUCUAAUGGUUCCCGAGUCCCCUCCCCCAGAUGCUACUUAAGCUUUUCGCUACCACUUUGGCACAUCUGCUGACUAUCUCCUACUUCCCUUUCCAACUUUCAUGUCGUCGUCGUCCUUCUUAAGGAUAACUGGAAGAAUAGUUCGCCUACCAUGCUCUCGACAAUGGACACUAUCCAGAACGUCUCGGAUCUAUGCCGGGACUUCAAACAUUGGCCAACGAUGGGCAAGCUCAGCGUCGUCGACAUCACUACCGAGAGCCAGUUGGCGGAGACCUCAAAUUUUCGUAGCAGGCGGCUUACUCCUCCUUAUCGGUGUCGGCACAUCGAACAUCUUCUCUCCCACCAUUCGCGCUGAUAGCGACGAUAACGAAGAUAAGGAUAACAGCACCAAGUCAUCAGAUUCACUGAGCUCCCUAAUUCGGUCCUACAUCGUCUAUUCGCUGUGCUCAAUACCUGCACUCGUGGAUUCCGCCCCUACUCUGUUGCAGGCAUUCACAAACAUACCCGUCAUCGGCAAUAUCACGGAAGGGUUGGUUCGAGUUACCUUUUUCAAUCAGUUUGUAGGAGGUGAUACAGCAGCCGGAACGAUCCCCUUACUCCGGGCACUUCGAUUAUCCAACAAGGGUGCUCUGUUUGCGUACUCCAUUGAAGUAGACGAACAUGAAGCUACCGCACAUUCUGCCAAGAAGCAGAAAUCAGCAGAUCCGACCCACAAGCGAAUAGUGAAUGAGAUGAUUCGAUCCAUUGACGUCGCGGCAGACUUUGAAGACGGAAUCCUCAAGGGUGCUCCCACUGGAAGGAGAACCUGGGUUGCAGUCAAGAUGACCGCUUUGCUACCAGAUGCUCAAUCUCUUAUCAAUCUUUCCAAGUUUCUGAUAGACACGCGGACACCGCUACCCGUUCCGUUCCCUGGCUGUCCACGCUCAACCGACCUUGACGUUUUAUAUGGCCGUCAUAAACUCAAUCGAAAUGGCGGCCCGUUAUCGGAUGACGAUGUGAUAGCUUUACGCGAGCUUCAUCAAGACCUAAGACGUAUAUGUGCUCGUGCCCAACAACGAGGGGUAAAGAUAAUUUUGGACGCUGAGUAUAGCUGGUAUCAGCCUGCCAUAGAUGCGCUGCAGCUUUCGCUCAUGCGUGAAUUCAAUACCACCGCGUCAAAGGAUUUGAGUAUUCCAAAUGUGCAGCCCCUUAUUUAUGGGACUUUCCAGGCUUAUCUGCGAAGAACACCGGCUUAUCUCGAGGAGGCAUUCAAAGACGCUCAGAUGCAUAACUACAGUCUCGGUGUGAAGCUAGUACGAGGUGCAUAUCACCCCCACGAGGUUGCGGCACUCAAAGAGAAGAAGAAGGGCAAACUUUCGUUUUCUAUCACGCCUGAAUCUCAACCGCCUGUAUGGUCGACGAAAGAUGAAACGGAUCGGUGUUAUGAUGGGUGCUUGAAAAAGCUGAUUGUCGGUAUUAAAGACGAUAUACAAUCCAACGGACCACAGCCGAUGUUGGGUGUUUUGUUCGGAACGCAUAAUUGGAGUAGUAGUCGGUUGAUAUUGAGUGAGCUUGUCAGGAACGGUGUUGCGAGGGAGGAAAGGGUGGAGGGGGAGAGGGAGGGUGUUGUGGUUGUUGGGAAUGAGGUUACGGAGAGAGUUACGCUGGGGCAGUUGUAUGGGAUGAACGAUGCGCUUUCGGAUUAUCUUGUGAGGAGGACGAGUUCGAGUGCUCCUUUGGUUAUCAAGUAUGUACCGUAUGGUGCGUUGUCAGAAGUUAUGCCGUACCUUAGUCGAAGAGCGAUCGAGAACAAGUCUGUCCUUGGUAAUGGUACUGCGAGAGAGGAGCGGAUCCGGGCGAGGAAGGCGAUUGUAGGCAAGUUGUUCGGUUGAAGGGGUACUAUUUUCCUUUCUUUUGGGAUUUCGUUUGUUUUGUAUACCUUGUGUAUAAACAACCGUUGAUAUUCAUGAACUACAAUCCAUUCUGA
Molecule: messenger RNA, 2294 nt
Organism: Marasmius oreades (fairy-ring Marasmius)
Lineage: Eukaryota; Fungi; Basidiomycota; Agaricomycetes; Agaricales; Marasmiaceae
Exons: 7
Coding region: 430-2199 (589 amino acids)
Cellular component (GO): mitochondrion
Molecular function (GO): FAD binding; proline dehydrogenase activity
Source: RefSeq, a predicted model, not a curated record